AUGGGGGAACAAGCAGAGAAGAAAACACCUGCCAUUGCAGCAAAGGAGACGGGUCCAGGUCCCGGUCGAUAUGGUCUCCCUCCCACUGUGGGAUUUGUGGGCCAUGACUACACAAAAUACUCCAGCCCAGCAUAUUCUUUUCAUGGUCGAUCAAGUCAUUCAGCUCAGCUUAACUCUAGUCCCGGCCCCUGCUAUUAUGUGGAUCCUAAUUUGACCCGUUAUGGCCACAGUGCUGGGCCUGCUUAUUCCAUGCUGGCACGAGGAAGGUCUGCAGAUAAGAAAUCAGUGAUUCCAGGUCCUGGCAAUUACAGUCCAGAAAGGUGCCCUGUUCCCACCCAUAGAAGACCUCCAUCCUAUUCCAUUGGCUCUCGAACUCGUUACCGCUCCAGCGACCAGGUUCCAGCUCCAAACAGAUACUCUCUGCCUCCAGUACUAGGCCCUCGUGUUCCAGGGAAGUCCUCUGCUCCAGCAUUCAGUAUGUCUGGGGUGAGCCACCAUGGUAGAUAUUGUGAGGAUUUGGCUCAAACACCAGGCCCGGCUCACUAUCAUCAAACUGAUCUUAAUAGUAUUAUGAAGAAAGGGCCUUCUUUCUCUAUGCUGGCUAGACCCACAAAGGCCAAGAUAGUGCAAGUUACCCCAGGGCCAGGAGCUCAUAGCCCUGAAAAGGCGUCAAGCCAUAAAAGCCGUGCUCCUGCAUUCUCAAUGGGGAUUCGACACUCUGAAUACACUACACCACUCAUAAUAGAUGUUUCUAUGUGAAAGAACAGUGCAUCUUGUCUA
This is a messenger RNA of Pelobates fuscus (common spadefoot toad), 780 nucleotides long. RefSeq names its product CIMAP1 family member D (gene CIMAP1D). The coding region runs from base 1 to 759 and encodes 252 amino acids. The transcript has 4 exons. The record is from RefSeq and is a predicted model, not a curated record. NCBI's taxonomy places the organism in Eukaryota, Metazoa, Chordata, Amphibia, Anura, Pelobatidae. Gene Ontology annotation, cellular component: cytoskeleton.